CCCCUCUCUCUAGAAUUCACAACAUUCUCGCCGACUCAGUUCAGCUUCAGUUGGAGUUGGAGACACUACACAGUUUUAGAUUUUCCAUUUAGUCUGCGGAUUUCCUUCUCAGUGAUAGUCUCAUUGUUGCUUUUAAAAUCUUGUUCAAAGUUGAAUUUUCAUCAUGUCGAUUCGCACCAUAGACACUGAAGAUAAAUUGGAGUACCAAUUCAUCCCGGUGACUGGAAGCCAGCUACAAUUUCGUGUAAGAGCCUCGAAUGAUGCUCAUGUCGCACUUACUCCUGGUCCCCAAGAGGGAGAACCAAUGUACGAGGUUUUCUUUGGCGGAUGGGGAAAUUCAAAAUCCGUUAUUCGAAAAAAUAGGACCAAGCCAGAAGUUGCUGAAGCUCAGACCCCCGAAAUUCUGAGCAACGAUGAGACCCGAGGAUUUUGGAUUAGAUGGAACGAAAAUACAAUUACUGCAGGAAAGGAAGGGGACAAUGAGCCUUUGUUAUCCUAUACAGAUCCUGAACCAAUUGUCGUAGGAUACACUGGAUUUUGUACUGGCUGGGGUGCUUCUGGACAAUGGCAACUGGAAGGAUAUCAACCAAUCACAACUUUGAAUGACCUGAAAUACACAUUCCAUCCUGCCCCUGGUGCUGUUAUUAUUGAAGUGAAAGCGAAAAGUAAUGCUCAUGUGGCAUUAUCGAGAUCAAAAGCUGAAUCCAGCCCGAUGUACGAAAUCUUGCUGGGUGGUUGGGAAAAUACUGCUUCUGCCAUCAGAUACGAUCGAAAACAGCCAGAUAAGGUUCGCAAAGACACACCAAACCUCCUGCAUCCUGGUGAGUACAAGAAAUUCGCAAUUUGUUGGCUGAAUGGCCACAUUUCGGUGAGAGCUGUGGACCAAAAUGGCCCUGUGAUUUUGGAAUGGAAAGAUCCAAAUCCAUUUGGAAUCACCCACGUUGGAGUGAGAACUGCUUGGGGAGCCACUGGAAAAUGGAAUAUCAGAAUCGAUCAUCCCUAUCCUACGGGAAACCCCACGGGAAGGAGCAAUGUUGAAACUGUUCGUGCACCAGAGCCUUCAGCGCCUUCAGAACGUACGGUUCCAGGAUCUACUGGAAUUUGGCGUGAAUCAGUUGCUGGAAUGGUGCCUUCCGAUGCAGUGGAAGGAGGAAGGGACCUUGAUGGACCUUUGUAUGUUGGAAGAGCACACCAUGAGGGUGCUCUUAUUCCUGGCAAAGUGAACCCGCAACAUUCAGCUUGCUACAUUGCAUGGGGUGGUGUCGAACAUGGAAAAGAACAAUACGAGGUUCUCUGUGCCCUUCCCUCUACCUGGGUACCAACCAGUGGCGAUAAUAUUCCACCAAACGCAAUUCCCGCUGGAAACACCGAAGACGGGGAGGUCCUCUUUGUUGGUCGUGCAAAUCACGAGGGAACAGUAACAAUUGGAAAAGUGCAACCGUCCCACAAGGUUCUCUACAUUCCAUUUGGCGGCCAAGAGGUUCCUCUCCCCGAGUACGAAGUGCUCGUCUCUUAAAAAAUGAAGAAAAUUUUCGCAAAAGCUCUUCUCAUUUUGAAGGCCUUGAAUCUCGACGAUUCCCACUACGUAGAAAACGUAAAACGAAACACAGAAUUCAAGAACCUUUCAGCCAGAAUGCACAAAAGUAGAAAUAAUAUAAUCGGGCUUUAAAGAAAAAACUUUCAACUCUACGGAUUGCGAAAUUGAUUCUGGUCUCAGAAAUGGAAUAAUAAUAGAAUCAGAAUCAGUAAUUGAAGAAGUAAAUUGAGCGUUAUAGAAUAAUUUGCAGCAAGGUGAACAUUCUUUAAAAGAUGCGUCACGAACUGUCAAAUGCCUUUCUGAUUUAUAAGACCUUGAAUCUCAUUAAGUUUUUUUUUACGCUGAAAGCGCACAGUAGAAUAGGAAAUAGAAAUUUGUUUCAGUUUGUGAUAAUAUUUAUGUGAAUUCUAAAGCUUUUGCACAAGAUGAACUGUUAUAUUGGAAGAUAUGGGAAUGGAGAAUAAGUCGAGAGAUGUUAGAUGAUAUACAGUAUACACUAUACAUAAUAUAUUUUUCAAAACUUUUUUGCUCUUUGCUUUGUUGUUAGAUGUAUAAUAAUAUUAAUAUAUUUUUUGAAGUAUGUCACUCGCUGGAAUCGAAUAUUAAAUGAAGUAAUAAAGCGCAAUAUAAA
Molecule: messenger RNA, 2168 nt
Organism: Belonocnema kinseyi
Lineage: Eukaryota; Metazoa; Arthropoda; Insecta; Hymenoptera; Cynipidae
Product: C3 and PZP-like alpha-2-macroglobulin domain-containing protein 8
Exons: 8
Coding region: 164-1516 (450 amino acids)
Source: RefSeq, a predicted model, not a curated record